This is a messenger RNA of Strongylus vulgaris, 891 nucleotides long. The record is from the annotation of a GenBank genome assembly. Lineage: Eukaryota; Metazoa; Nematoda; Chromadorea; Rhabditida; Strongylidae.
AUGACUCGGGGAUUUUCAACGUCAUUUGGAGAGCCUCUCAGCGAGCUAUCGAAGAAAUAUGUGAAGGAGGUGCGGUCAAGGAUAACACAGCCAAUAAGUCCAAUAGUAAGAUCGAAGCUUGAUCGUUUCACCGUAAGAUAUUUAGCACAUUUAGCGUGGUAUGCAAGUACAGUUUUUCAGGAUAGCGAAUCAGUGAGGACAUUCGAUGAGAAUCCAAUUUUCCAGAAAAGGCUCAUGCCAAAGGGAGAAAUCCUUGAUGUUACGGAUAACAAAAAUAGACUUCUAUGGUACAUAGAAUACGCUACUAUAGCUGUGGAGGAACUAGCUUGUGCCCUUCAAAGUUCACAAGUGUGCAAGUAUCAAUUUUGGCAGUUUGAAUAUAUGCUUCGUAGGGUGAUGGAACAGGAAAGAAAAACUGGACGGCUAAGUUCUAUACGGCAUAUCAUUGACAUGACUGGCUAUGAGAUUAAUCCUUUCACAAUGGUAUUUGUGACUAAUGGCACGCUAGCAUAUUAUUCUCAACUAUUUCAUUAUGAAAACUACCCGGAGCUGGUCACUCCAAUCGACAUAGUUAAUAUUGCAAAGUGGAUUCAUGUUCCCUAUAAACUUGCCAAAGCAAUGAUGCCGGCAGGAUUUUCGGAUCGGUUUCGCUUGCACGAUAACAAUUUUUUGAAAGAACUCACAGAAGACAUAGGUUUGGAGCACAUACCAACCACUUUGGGUGGAAAAGACGAUGUAAGACCUAUGAAGAGAAUUUUCCUUCAACUCUAUGUAAAGUUCCUUAUAGAGCAUAGUAUGUAUUGGUGCAGCCAAGCCGAACCAGACGGACCACAACAAGGACAACCAAGAAAUGCACGCUCAUCUGGAGUGCUUGCACAUCCCAGCUCGUAA